AUGGUGAAGGUCGGUGGUGAAGACGUAGAAGCUCCAGGCAACUCGCCCUGGCGCGUCCUCUGUCAUCCGCCAAGCUCGGACCACUUCACCACACCAAAGCUUCAUUGCGACGAUUUCACCACUUUGACCCGCAAGGACGGAGUACAAGGCCGAUUUACCCAUUGCUUUGCGUUUCAAUUGAUUCAUCUCGAUCGCCAUGCUCAGAUCAACAUACGCCGCUCCUCCCCCUUUGCCUUCGGGGUGGACACAACAUCGAGCCCCCACAGGUUGGUCUUGCGCUGGCCAGGUCAUCUGUACUACUAUAAUUCUUCAACAAAGCAAUCGACAUAUACCCGCCCUCAAGAAACGGCUCCUCAGCCCAUUCAGGCCGCUCCCGACACUCCAGAAGCAACAUACAACCCCGAGACGCUACCUCCGUUUUCUUCGACGCCCUAUGGACCGACAGGGUUUGGUUCUGGGCCAGCGCAGUUUGGCCCACCACAAAACACCCGUGGCCGCGGAGGAUUCCGCGGUGGGAGAGGUUAUCAUGAUCGUGGACGGAGAGAACCCGAAGAUCGACCAAAAGCGAAACAUCCUAUUCCUGACUGCGCCCCGUGGCUACUAGUAAAGACCAAGCUUGGAAGGAGAUUUGUGCACAAUCCGGAAACAAACGAAAGUUUUUGGAAAUUUCCAGAGCAAGUUUUGAAGGGCGUGAUCGAAUUUGAUCGUCUGGAGCGUGAGAAGAAGGAAAGGAAAGAACGGGGUGAGCCCGAGAUGCCGGCCAAAAAGGAAUCGCCUACGCCUCAGGAUGUUCGUAUAGAGCCCCAGCCAACACCGCAAGAAGCGGAACGCGCAGACUAUGACUCCGACUAUGAAGAGGUCGAGGUUACAGACAGCGAGGGGGAAGAGGGCCAACCGUCAAAGCGUGCACGAGCUGAAAGUGAAGGCGCCAAGGAUCAGCCGCUAGAGUUCAAUGAAGAAGACAUGGCAUAUCAACUAGCAGCCAUGGGUGAAGACUACGGACUGGACCCUGGGGAAUAUGGCGAGGUCGAGGAAGAAGAUUGGGAAGAGGGCGCAGAGGGCCUGCCGCUGACAGAGGCCGAUGCUGAGGCCCUCUUCCGCGACUUACUGGAUGACUUCCGAAUCAACCCAUUCACGACGUGGGAAAAUGUCAUCGAAGAAGGCCGCAUCAUUGAAGAUACCCGAUAUACCGCACCCUCGAACAUGAAGACACGACGAGAGAUCUUUUCCAAUUGGACCCGGGACCGAAUCCAAGAUGUGAGAGAGCAGAAAGCGAAGCAGGAGAAGACCGACCCGCGCAUUAGAUAUCUGGCGUUUUUGCAAGAACAUGCCACUCCGAAGCUUUACUGGCCGGAAUUCAAGCGCAAGUACAGGAAAGAGCCGGAAAUGAAGGACUCUCAGCUUGGAGACAAAGAGCGCGAGAAGUUCUACCGGGACCACAUCUCGCGUCUCAAGCAACCCGAAAGCACUCGCAAGUCAGACCUGUCAGCCCUGCUCAAAUCUGUUCCUUUGGACUUGUUGCAUCAGUCAUCGAACUUGGAAGCUCUGCCCACCAUGAUCAUCACCGAUAUUCGUUAUAUCGGACUCGCGCCAGAGGUUCGAAACCCGUUGAUUGAGGCAUACAUAUCUACUCUGCCUCCGGCCCCGGAGGUACAGAUGACGGCAGAAGAGCUAGAAGAAGUCGACCGAAAACGAGUUGAACGGGAGAAACGCGAGAGGGCCCUUGCAGAUCGGGAGAAGCGGGUGGGGGAAGAGAAGCGGAAACAGCGAGGAGAUCUUCUCCGUGGCAAGCAUCUCCUCCGAGAAGGCGAGGCCGAGAUUGAACAGGCAAUGCGCGUCAACAAGGACGCACUAAUGAGCUACAUGGAUGUUGACCAGGCGGUAGAUGAGGAACAGAAGCCGAGUCAAGGAUAG
Penicillium samsonianum is the source of this 1914-nucleotide messenger RNA. RefSeq lists its product as uncharacterized. Gene Ontology annotation, molecular function: transcription coregulator activity; RNA polymerase binding. Gene Ontology annotation, cellular component: nucleus. NCBI's taxonomy places the organism in Eukaryota, Fungi, Ascomycota, Eurotiomycetes, Eurotiales, Aspergillaceae. The transcript has 2 exons. Bases 1 to 1914 code for a protein of 637 amino acids. The record is from RefSeq and is a predicted model, not a curated record.